Molecule: messenger RNA, 1631 nt
Organism: Paramecium sonneborni
Lineage: Eukaryota; Ciliophora; Oligohymenophorea; Peniculida; Parameciidae
Source: the annotation of a GenBank genome assembly
CUUAAUAAAUGAAGCCAUAAGCUGUUCCUUAAUCAGUAGCAUAAAGCGAUCAUGAAUUGGAUAAACAUCAUCAUGAAAGUUAAGCAGACGAACAUGGAGAUGAACAUCACUUUAAAGAAUAUUCAGCUAAAGAGCUAAGGAGUAUUAAAAUAUAGGGUAUCGUAUGUUUAUUGGGUGGUAUUGCACUUCAUUUUGUACUUGGUACAUUUUAUCUUUGGGGAGGCAUAAGUAAUUUAAAUACUUUAAUGUAUAGGUCCUUAUGUAGCUGCCUAUAUGAAAGAAAAUGAUCCAAAUGUUACACAAUCAACACUUUCGAUUGUGUUUCCAAUUUUAGGAAUUGCCACAAAUUCUGUUCUUUCAUUUGGAGUUAAGUUAGCUUAGAGAGUGGGAUUUAAAACUAUGAUUGCUGGAGCUGGAUUUUUAAUAUCACUUGCAUUUUUGAUACUGUCCUUCAUUAAUAAUAUUUAUGGAUUCAUCUUGAUAUAUUGUUUAAUGAUUGGAAUUCCAUCAGGAUUAGUUUAUAUGUUGCCAAUAAGUAAAUUUAUAUUUAUUAUCAAUUAGUUUGUGGAUGGAAAUAUUUUCCAUUUAAUAGAGGAAUGGUUUCUGGAUUGAUCAUUGCAGGUUAUGGAUUUGGAGCAUUUACAUUCAAUUUUGUUUGCAAAGCUAUAUGCAAUCCCAAUAAUGAGGAACCUGAAAUUGGUUUUGAAGAAAAUGGAAAAAUAAAGAAAUAUUUUUCAAAAGAUGUUUAUGAAAAUGUUCCUUUUAUGUUCUAGAUGUUAGCAUUGUAAUUAAUUAUUGAAUUAAUUUAGAUCAUAUUUCAUAUUAACUAUAAUUUCAGUUCUAUUAGUUAAAUAUCCAAGAGAUUUGAAUUUAGAAUAUUAAUAAGUUUUAGGAGAAGGUAAUAAAAAACCAAGUGGUAUAAAUCAUGAGAAAUCUGUUGAUUAUCAUCCAACAGUUAUGCAUGCAGAAUGCGAGACUUUAGGAUAAGGUUUAAAAUCAAGACCUUUUUGGUUUUUAGUAAUUAUGGUGUUAUGUUCAAUUAUAUUUGGUAUGCUUUUAGCCAAUUGUUAUAAAAUAUUUGGAUAAACCGUAUAAAUUAAUUAAAUAUAAUUAGCUUGGUAUUGAUGAUGCUAAAUUAACAAUACUUGGUUCAGUCUAAGCAGUAUGUAAUGGAGGUUCAAGAUUUGGAUGGGCAGUUUUGUCUGAUAAAAUUGGUUUUAAAAAAGUUUAUUUGAUAAUAGCAGUUAUCAAUUUAAUUUGUACUGCAUCUAUUGGUUAUAUUGAGAAUAGUUAUGCUGGUUAUUUCAUUAUUUUAUGUGUAACAAUGUGUUGUGAAGGAGGUUUGUUUUCUUGUUAUCCUGCAGUUAGUGCAAAGAUAUUUGGUCAUAAAGUAAUAUUUAUUUAAUUAUUAAUAUAGGUAGGACCUAUAAUAUAUGGUGGAUUAUUCUUUGUUAUUGGUUUAUCCAAUAUGUUAGGAUAUCUAUUGUAUAAAUUUGGAGAACCAGAAAUUGGUUUUGGUGGAGUAUUCUGGAUUGUUUUUGGAUUUUGUUGUGUUGCUUUCAUAUUGGGAGUGUUUUUCAAAGAAGAACAUGAUUGGAAAAAAAAAUGAAUAAAUUAUAAAAAUUACGGUA